AUGGACGGCUUUUCAACAAACAACAACAUUGAAGAUAGAAAUAUUAAUACACAUUAUCAACCUGAUUAUGCAAUAAGUAAUCAAGAUAAAACUCAACUUCGCCAAUAUCUUGGAAACUUAGGAGGCUAUGAAACGUAUGCAUCAUCAACUACACAAUUACCACAUCCGUCUGUUUCAAGAAAAUAUGAACAACAACCAAAUCAAUUAAACAGUAGAAAUAGAAACUACGUUAAUUCAAAUUUCGCUUUAUCGAAAAAUGUGGCGUCAAAUAGCCCAUUAAAUAUACACCAAAGAACCAUUGCAACACAAGAAUUUAUCUAUCCACCUAUACCAAAUAGAGUGAAUAGACAAAAUUCAGUUAAUAAAACAGUAAGGCAUCAACGAUCAGAAUCUCUCAACAUGGCAACAUCACCAACAAAUACACAAUUAUUUUCUGAUAGAAAUUUUGCACCUUACGGUUGGAGCACAGAGAUAGUUAAUUCAAAUGUUUCAGAUUCAAUAAUUAACGAUGCAUUUCCUGAUCAACUAUAUACCAGUUCAUCGACAAAUGUGUUAAAUACAAAUGUAUCGAGUAAUAUUGACCCAUCGAUAUCAUCCCUUAUUUCAGCACCACCAGGUUGGCAAACAGAACGUAUUUCUAAUCAUAGUACAGGUUCAAGAAAUUAUAUCAACACAACAAAUGAAGUGUUACAUCCACCUGUUAUAACAACUACAAAUGUUGUUACAUCACCAACAGCUACAACAAGUUGGCGAACGGAUAACAUUCGAUCCACUAAUGGUUUAUCAUUACCAACAUCCUCUCAAUAUUACAGCAAUGUUGUGGAUCAACGACAGUCUCGACUACGGUCAUUCAGUGCCGAUUCACAUCGUUCAUCUAGUCCUUGGAAUACAAUAAACUCUACUCAAGCGCCAUUAAUUACAUCAUCAUCACACUCAUCGAUAAGGAAUUUAGUUCAUUCUCAACAACCACCAUUAAUUAUUCGAAAACAUCUUCCAAAUGAUCUCGUUACAUAUAAACAGAAUGUUUCAGUACGAUUUCUUAAACCUCCAACUCCACCACCGCCUGGACCAGUUAUUAUUCGUGAGGUUCGACCGCCUCCACCACGUCCUCAAUCACCAAUUCGGUACCGUCAAAGACCCCCACCUCCACCUACACCACCACCGCUGUUUUUAAGAGAAGCACCACCUCCCAUACCACCACGUUUACCAACUCAAGUUGUCGAAAAAAUAAUUCCACCACCGCCCAGACCACCUCCACGGAUCAUCGUUGAACGCCUCGGCGCUCUGCCUGCAAAACCUCGGGAUGUUGUUAUUGAAAGAUGGUUGCCCUAUCGUCAAAAUCGAAAUCGAAAAAUAUUCUACGAACGAGAUUCAGUACCUUACAACAUUAUACGAGAACCAAACGAAUUAAUUUUACAUGCGUCUCCACACGCUCGUAUUCAUCGACAAUUUAUAAAUGAAGGUGUCGUGCAUGCUGAUCCUGAACUUUAUCGUAGGCAAUAUGCUGCUGACUUAGACGGUUACAGGUCACAUCCUGAGUUUGCACAUGUUAUUAAUGAAGCAUAUCAUCAAAUUCCUCCACCCUCAUUACACGCCAACUAUUCAUCUAACAUAUCUAGCUACGGUUACGAUAACUAUCCAUAUAAUUAUUCUUCUGGAGCCGGAUUAUCAUCGUACUCCGGCAGUUCAGAAAAUAUAUAA
Molecule: messenger RNA, 1701 nt
Organism: Didymodactylos carnosus
Lineage: Eukaryota; Metazoa; Rotifera; Eurotatoria; Philodinida; Philodinidae
Source: the annotation of a GenBank genome assembly